This is a messenger RNA of Danio rerio (zebrafish), 2786 nucleotides long. It is a transcript of the gene galnt6, whose product is annotated as UDP-N-acetyl-alpha-D-galactosamine:polypeptide N-acetylgalactosaminyltransferase 6 (GalNAc-T6). Gene Ontology annotation, molecular function: carbohydrate binding; polypeptide N-acetylgalactosaminyltransferase activity. NCBI's taxonomy places the organism in Eukaryota, Metazoa, Chordata, Actinopteri, Cypriniformes, Danionidae. The record is from RefSeq and is marked validated. Gene Ontology annotation, cellular component: Golgi membrane.
CCGUCAUUGCGUCCAUCUGUCCAUCUACUCACAGCUUAAGAAAACGGCGCCGCGCAAGGCGAGGAAACGCCGAUCUAUCAGUACUAUCUGUCUCUGGGAGGAGAAGCACAUGAUUGACUAAUCUUCUUACAGGCGGUUGACUGAGAUCGACUGGCAGAAUGCGUUUAAGGCGUCGUCUUUCGCCCCUGAAGCUUGCCAUUGUCGGUGGGACACUUUUUAUGCUCAUUCUAGUGGUGCUCCAGAGAGACGUUAACAGCGGUGCUCUUCAGGACCCCUGGCUGCAAGAUCUCUCCAACAAAAAGGAGAGGGUGUUCGAGAUGGUCCGCGGGGCUGUCAAUAACUUUGCCUUCCAAAUAGGAGCCCCUGUGCGUCCAUCAGUGGAAGUACAACCCACCCCGGACCGAAACUGCCCAUCUGGCUUCUACACUCAGCGGGAGCUUAAACCAUGGAUCGAGAGGCCUCCUGAAAACCCUCAAGCCCCAGGAGCCGAUGGUGUACCUUUCCAGUAUGACCGGAUGACCAAAGAGGAGGAGAAGGAGAAGCAGGAGGGCAUGACCAGACACUGCUUUAACCAAUUCGCCAGUGACCGAAUCUCCUUGCACCGCACUCUUGGAGAUGACACCCGUCCGCCUGAGUGUGUCGAUCGCAAGUUUCGCCGAUGUCCUGCUCUUCCCACCACCAGCGUGAUCAUCGUGUUUCACAAUGAAGCAUGGUCAACACUACUGCGCACUGUGUACAGCGUUCUGCACACCUCCCCAGCGGCCUUUCUCAAAGAAAUCAUAAUGGUGGAUGACGCCAGCACUGCAGAACACCUUCAUGGAAAGCUGGAGGAGUAUGUGAAAGCACUGAAGAUCGUGAAGGUGGUGCGUCAGCCCGAGAGGAAAGGCCUGAUCACAGCGAGGCUUCUUGGAGCAAGUAAAGCUGAAGGAGAAAUUCUCACGUUCCUGGACGCUCACUGUGAGUGUUUCCAUGGCUGGCUCGAGCCUCUUCUUGCUCGAAUUGUUGAAGAGCCCACGGCCGUUGUGAGCCCUGAGAUCACAACCAUCGAUUUAAACACUUUCCAGUUCCACAAACCUGUGGCAACGGCUCGUGCACAUAACAGGGGCAACUUUGACUGGAGUCUUACUUUUGGCUGGGAGGGAAUUCCAGAUUAUGAGAACGCUAAACGCAAGGAUGAGACCUACCCUGUAAAAACUCCAACAUUUGCUGGUGGCUUGUUCUCUAUAUCUAAGGCCUACUUUGAGAAAAUUGGGACGUAUGAUGACAAAAUGGAGAUCUGGGGUGGUGAAAAUGUCGAGAUGUCUUUCAGGGUAUGGCAGUGUGGUGGACAGUUGGAAAUAAUCCCCUGCUCUGUCGUUGGUCAUGUGUUUCGCACCAAGAGUCCUCACACCUUCCCCAAAGGUACAGAGGUCAUUACACGUAACCAGGUGCGCUUGGCGGAGGUGUGGAUGGACGACUACAAGCUGAUUUUCUACAGACGCAGCCAAAGCGCAGCUAAAAUGGCCAAAGAAAAAGGCUUUGGGGAUAUUUCUGACCGUCUGAAACUCCGAGAAGAUUUACAGUGCAAGAACUUUUCCUGGUACCUAUCCAAUGUCUACCCAGAAGCCUUUGUCCCCGAUCUCUCGCCAGUCAAGUUUGGAGCUCUCAAGAAUAGAGGAGCACAACAAUGUCUGGAUGUCGGAGAAAGUAACAAUGGGGGAAAGCCUGUGAUUAUGUAUACAUGUCACAACAUGGGUGGUAAUCAGUAUUUUGAAUACACGUCACAUAAGGAGCUAAGGCAUAACAUAGGAAAGCAGCUGUGUCUGCAAGCGUCUCCUUACCCAGAGCCGGUGAAGAUCGAGCUUUGUACACUGAAGGGCAAAGGCAGUAGUUUGGCUCCUGAACAAGAAUGGCUGAUCACAGAGGAGCAACUCUUGAAAAAUCCGUCCUCUGGAAAAUGCCUCCAUAAGAAGGGAGACAAGAUCUUAAUGAGUCCCUGCAACCCAGACGACCAUCAUCAGCAGUGGGCUUUCAGCUGACCUCACACUCCAGCCCGUGGAGCAAAAGACGUUGACUCUCAUAAGACCCUUAAGGGAGGAUCAGUCGCCAUAGCUCGGGCUGACAGACUCUCUGGAGGCCUGAGCACACGCACUGGGAGAGCGUUGGAUAACUCUGAUCCAUAAGCUCUCAUAAACGUUGUGAUCAGACUGAGGUCAGAUGAGAUGCUCAGGGAAGAACAAGUGGAGCAGAGAGCGAGACUGUUUACUUGAUGCCUUUUAUUGCCUUACUGAUGAUGUUUACUGCUGCUUUUAAAUGGUGUCGGUUUUAUUUAUGUUUUUAAAGAGAAUUCAAUAUUUUUGGAACAAUGGUGAGUGUUAAAGCCAACGAGUGACCGGCCUUGCCAACAAAACAUGUGAUGUUUGUAUGAUUGAACUGGUUUGCGUAUGCUGCAUGGGAUUGGGGUUUCGGUAAAUCUGUCAUUUAAUACGGUAUUUGUUUUAGGCCUUUCUCUUUUGUCUCUGACCUUGAAGCCGUCGGUGCGUUUAAAGCAGUGUCAUGUGACUUGCAUUACUUGAUUGUGGAGGUCUUCUGGGAGAAAUUGUUGUCUUUCAUCUGCUUCCCGUCCACCAUUAUUAUUCUUGAUGAAUUUUGAAUACACAGAUUUAUUCUUCAAAUCUGGAAUAGAUUUCAAAUAUCAUGGAUUUAGUACUGAAAAUGCACACUGCCAGAGCUUGUGUUGGUGCUUGGUUUUUCAAAGCUUGGUUUGGUUGUUUAAAAUAAAAUAAAUUGAAUAAUUAUGGUUACUA